AUGCGUUCUGAAAAAGACAGUGCACGAGGAAUUGGCAACAAUCCUUCACUUCCAUAUCUUCUUGGCCUCUGCUGUCUAGGUCUAAUUUUAUUCGCCAUUGCUUUAACAGUUGUUAUCGCACUCAUCCCAACUUAUUUGCCUGACAAAGGAGAUGGCAUCAGUAAAGUUAAUGCAACAAGUAUGGAAUCAUGGCUUCAUGCUCAAGCAGCUACGACCACCAGUGGUAAACGAGCAGCAGCAGAUUCCUUAGAUACAUAUGUCGGCUGUCAGUUCGGAGCAUCUGGCCGAGAACAAGUUCGUCAAGUCUUACGCCAAUGCUUAGUAUCUCCAUUGGCUAAGGAUGUAACCGUUACUAGCGUUAAUAUUGCUUAUACGGCUGGUAGUAAGAAAAAACGUUCCGCUUUGGGAAGAGAUGCUCGUGCGUCUGAUGUCCUUAGCUAUGUCAUUGGAAUGAUCUUUUCGUAUGACAGUGAUUGUCUCUAUGGCUGUCAGACAAAGAUUGGCAAUAAUAUUCAAAGCUGUCUCUACAAUCUUCCUCCAGGAAACUUUGCUUUUAACGACGUUCCCUUACUCAGAGAUGGUGUAUUGGUCUAUACCGCAUCGAGACUCCGAACUCUACGCAUCGCAUUCGUUUCAGCCAUCCUUUCGUCAUUGAGUCCAUUCCGACCCGGAUCAGGUCCUGCAACUCGAGCUACCACUCCAUCUACGGCAACAGCUGCGACAACCGCUAUGAGUGGCUAA
Messenger RNA from Adineta ricciae, 741 nucleotides. The record is from the annotation of a GenBank genome assembly. Lineage: Eukaryota; Metazoa; Rotifera; Eurotatoria; Adinetida; Adinetidae.